CUGUUCUUCUUAUCUCUCCUCUGUUUCCCAGAUUUUCGCAUCAAUAGAAGAUUCUCGCUCUAUAAAUCCGUGAAACUGUUGGAGUUUUGUUGCAUGUAAGAACAUUAACAGCAAUACUUUUGCCUCACUUUCAACCCUUUCAAUACUGCGUACGUAUCUCUUCAUGCGUCCAUGUUGUAGAGAAUCACAAUCAAAUAGAGUUGCGUUUCCCUAAUGAAUUCGAAAUUCAUAUUAAAACCCUAGUGAUCGCUGUUCUGGAUACUGUUUUGAAGCUUAUCUCAAGAGACGCGAUUUUGUAAGGAUCGAAGGUUGAAGGGUAAUGAAGACUACGGGGGAAUCCGACUGCAUCCUUUUAGUCGAUAGCGAAAACAAGGAGAUCGAUGAAGACAAGGAUUUAGACAGAGAUGGAGAUAAGGAUUUUGAUGGAGGUGAUGACGAUGAUUCCUGGAAUAAAGCCAAUGAUGAUGAGCAGGAUUGUGAUUCCUCUAAUAAUGUCGGGGAUGAACCUCAAUCUUCGGAUCCAUCAUGGCCUCGAAGUUACAGGAAGUCGAUGGAUCUGUUAGGUACUGUAGCAUCUCCGAGUCUGAGCUUUCUGGGGUCUCCUCCAUUAUCAUCAUUAGGUGGUUCAUUCCUUUCAUCGUCACCUAAAAGAAGACAAAAUCCCAAAAUAACCACCAGUUUAGGCAACCCUCUGUUGCCACCUUUGGCAGACAACCAUCAUCCACCACGUCAUCCUUCUGAUCAUUCACUUCAUUCUCAAUGGACAUCUUCUGCUAGAAAGUCGUCACAACUUCAGAAAUCUCAGAUUAAACAGAGUUCAUUCGCCCAAGCUGUGGUUAAUGGUGUAAAUCUACUUUGUGGAGUAGCACUUCUUUCUACCCCAUAUGCAGUGAAAGAAGGUGGAUGGCUUGGUUUAUCUAUAAUGUUUAUCUUUUGUGUUCUUUGUUUCUACACGGGUCUCCUCCUCCGUGACUGCUUAGAUACUCACCCCAGACUUCAGACUUAUCCAGAUAUUGGUGAAGCCGCCUUCGGCAUACCCGGACGCCUACUUGUCUCCAUAGUUUUGUAUGUGGAGUUGUAUGCAUCAUGUGUUGAAUUCAUAAUCUUGGAGAGUGAUAACAUAUCUUCUUUAUUCCCAAAUACAAAUGUAAUCAUUGGAGGACACCAAAUAAAUUCACAUUCUUUCUUUGCAAUUAUGAUCACUCUUGUUGUGCUUCCUACGGUUUGGCUUCGCGACUUGAGUGUUCUCAGUUACAUCUCCGCUGGAGGAGUUUUUGUAAUAAUUAUUUUGGUGUGUUCCUUGUUUUGGAUCGGUUUGGUGGAUAAGAUUGGGUUUCAAAUGGAAACUACAAAAAUGUUAAAUCUAUCGACUUUGCCUGUGUCUAUUGGGAUGUAUGGUUACUGUUAUGCAGGACAUGCUGUUCUUCCUAAUAUUUAUAUGUCCAUGGAAAAGAAAAGUCAAUAUCCUCUAGUCAUUCUAGCCAGCUUUGGGAUAUGUACUUUAAUUUAUGCUGGAGUUGCCAUAAUGGGAUACAUGAUGUUUGGAGAAUCAACAGAAUCACAAUUCACUCUCAACCUCCCUCCAAAUUUACUUGCUUCCAAGAUUGCUAUUUGGGCUACGGUGAUCACUCCAGUAACCAAAUAUGCGUUAGUAAUAUCACCAGUGGCUAAAAGUUUGGAGGAAUUAAUACCAUCAAAGCAUUCAAAGUCACACGUGUACUCAAUCCUCAUAAGAACAGCAUUAGUGAUCUCUACUUUAGUUGUGGCCCUUUCUGUUCCCUUUUUUGGUCUGGUGAUGUCAUUGAUCGGAUCUUUACUCUCAAUGCUGGUGUCAUUGAUAUUUCCUUGUGCUUGCUUUUUGCGCAUCUUAAGGGGUAAUGUGACACAUUUCCAGGUAUCAAUGUGCGUAUUAAUCAUUGCAAUUGGUGUGAUCUCAUUAUCGUUUGGAACCUACACAUCCAUAUCUGAAAUCAUUCAACAAUAUUUGUAGUUUUUAGUACUGUAAACUUUAUUUUGUCAAUCUUAUUGAUGUUCUUUGAGAAGCCAAUUUUUAACGAAUUAUUAAUCAAUGCGCAAGAUUUUCUUUUUACUUUGCAAAUUGACUGAAUUA
Lactuca sativa (garden lettuce) is the source of this 2110-nucleotide messenger RNA. The record is from RefSeq and is a predicted model, not a curated record. Lineage: Eukaryota; Viridiplantae; Streptophyta; Magnoliopsida; Asterales; Asteraceae.